Messenger RNA from Chlorella variabilis, 1841 nucleotides. RefSeq lists its product as hypothetical. Lineage: Eukaryota; Viridiplantae; Chlorophyta; Trebouxiophyceae; Chlorellales; Chlorellaceae. Gene Ontology annotation, cellular component: cytosol. Gene Ontology annotation, molecular function: magnesium ion binding; phosphoglucomutase activity. The coding region runs from base 43 to 1527 and encodes 494 amino acids. The record is from RefSeq and is a predicted model, not a curated record. Gene Ontology annotation, biological process: carbohydrate metabolic process. The transcript is spliced from 11 exons.
UGCGCUUCCCGUGCCGCUUCCCCACCCUCGCACUGCUCUGUCAUGGGCAGCCUCACAGCCCUGCAGCGGUGCAUACCACAUACCGCUGCAGCAGCCCCUUCACCCCGUUCUUCCAGAGCCUGCGCUGCACCCCAGUUUGGCAAGGCCGCCAGCGCGCUCAAGACCGCUUCCAGGCGUCAAGCUCGUGCCAUCCAGCGCUCCACCACCGCCCAGGUCGCAGCUGUGGCCCAGAUGGAGGGCUUCACCGUGACCAGUGUGCCCACCAAGCCUAUUGAGGGCCAGAAGACGGGCACCUCGGGCCUGCGGAAGAAAACCAAGGUGUUCAUGAGCGACAACUACCUGGCCAACUGGAUCCAGUCCCUGUUCAACGCGCUGGGCGAGGAGGCGGUGGGCACGACCAUCGGCGUGGGCGGCGACGGCCGCUACUUCAACAAGGAGGCGGUGCAGACCAUCCUGAAGCUGGCGGCGGGCAACGGCGUGGCCAAGGUGGUGGUGGGCAAGGACGCCAUCAUGGCCACCCCCGCCAUGUCGGCGCUCAUCCGCCGCAGAGGGCUGUACGGCGGCCUCAUCAUGAGCGCAAGCCACAACCCGGGCGGCCCAGAGGAGGACUGGGGCAUCAAGUUCAACUACUCCGCCGGCGAGCCCGCCCCCGAGAAGAUCACAGACAAGAUCUUCGGCUUCACGGAGACCAUCUCGGAGCUCAAGAUGGCCGACAUCCCCGACGUGGAUCUGUCCAAGGUGGGCACCACCAAGGUCGGCAGCUUCGAGGUGGAGGUGGUCGACUACACGGCAGAGUACUUUGCCACGCUCAAGGAGGUGUUUGACUUCCCCACCCUGCGCGCCUUCAUGUCCCGCGCCGACUUCACCUUCGUCUUUGACGCCCUGCACGCCGUCACGGGAGCCUACGCGGGGCCCCUGUUUGUGGAUGAGCUGGGCGGCAAGCCGGAGAGCAUCCGCAACGGCGUGCCGCUGGAGGACUUUGGCGGCGGCCACCCCGACCCCAACCUCACCUACGCUCACGACCUGGUGGAGAUCAUGUGGAGCGACGCCGCGCCGGUGCUGGGAGCAGCCUCGGACGGCGACGGCGACCGCAACAUGGUGCUGGGCAGCCACUUCUUCGUCACCCCCUCCGACUCUGUCGCCGUCAUCGCCGCCAACGCCCAGGCAGCCAUCCCUUACUUCAAGGACGGCCUCAAGGGCGUGGCGCGCUCCAUGCCCACCAGCGGCGCCCUGGACCGCGUGGCGGAGAAGCUGGGCCUGCAGUUCUUUGAGACGCCCACCGGCUGGAAGUUCUUUGGCAACCUGAUGGACGCGGGUGCGCCCGCCUGGCCGCCCGCCCGCCUGCCGCCACCCGGCACCGGCUCCGCGGGCGCCACCAUCCGCCUGUACAUCGAGGCGUACACCGCCGACCCCUCCCAGUUUGAGCUAGAUGCACAGGAGGUGCUCAAGUCCAUCAUCGGCACCGCGCUGGAGGUGUCCAAGCUGCAGGAGUUCACGGGCCGCGACAAGCCCACCGUCAUCACCUGAUCGCGCACAGAGGGCAUGUGCAGCUGGCCUGCGCGCGGUGGCCUGCGCUGCGCCUCCCUCCUGCCUUUUGCGCACACGCACAAGUCUGUUGGUAGUCCCCUUGUUGGUCCCUUGCUGGUUUCUCUGUCCUGACCCCUCCCCCUUGUUUCGGCCCCAUUGGGCCGCCCGUUACCUCCUCUGCGGCUUUGCGGCAGCGCCGCUCCAAGAGUGCUUGCCUAGCACAGUUUUGCACAAGCGCUGGCCAUUGGCCCUCUUGGUGAGGGCACAAACCGAAUGAAUUUGAUUUCAGCAUCUGCUGUAAACAACGAACAGAC